GUCACUCGCGCAUGUGUGUAUGCCUCUGCUUUGAUGCUUAUUCGUCUUUUUUUUUUCCUUUUUUUGGCUCCUUGCACUGCUAUAUGUUGCCCCCCUCGAAGGUGUGUAUGUACAUGUGCCCGGGCAGCGUAUGUCUAGCCCACUCGGUCCUUCGCCCCACUGCGUGUGUGUAAUCGCCUCUAUUUCUCCCCCCUCCAAAAAAACACCAACAGGAAUACCAACACCGCUUAAUACCAACAGCGCUGCCUGCUACAAUGUAUUUGUUUCAGAAGGCCAAAGACUCCCUUGUGAACUCGCUGCAAUACGAUAAGGGUUCCCCCCUUAUGCGGCUGACCAGCGUCUGCAAGGGGAUCCUGCGGGCCACGUUCCUUGUCUCCUUCGCGCUGCUCUUGCUAACUGUGUCCACCCUGUACUUCGAGCGGACCCUUUUUGCCAACAGAGACCUGCUGCAGACCCUCGCAGGGGCAUCGCUCCUCCUCUGCCUGCUCUCCCUAACCAUCCUGCGAAGAAAAAGUGGAGCCUACAUUUAUGCCAAAGUGGAGAUGUACCCUUUUUCCUUUAAGGACUUGAUUGACGUGUCACUGGCGACGGGCACGGUCACCAUCUCGGUGCUGGACAUCUUCCUGUGCUACCUCUGCCUUAUCGUGGCGUUCUUCACCUUUCUAACGGCGUUGUUUUCCCUUUAUGUGUGCCUAGACAGCCCGCACAUGAAGGACAACGAGAAUAUAAGCCUUUUCAGCAUGCAAUUCACGUCCGUCUCGUACAUCGGGCUGUACGCGAUAACGCAGUUUUGCACAUUCAAGUCUAUGCCCUACCACCCAGUGGAAUAUUUGGGAUAUAUAGUUAAAAACAUCAUGGAGGACAUCUUCUGCGUUGUGAAAAAGGCGUGGAAGUUUAUAUGCUAACAGGGUAAAAGUGAGUAAUUGGCAGGCCAAUAUUGUUCCUCAUUUUACUCCUUUGGAAGAGCUCUCUCCAAUGGUCCUGGAGCGAAGCUGCUGUGUGGACGCCCCACGAACUUCUCCCCUCUUAACGUGUGCAUAAAAUGUAUUUCCUUUUUUUCCGCAUUUCCACGCACGAGCAAAGUUGUGGCAAUUUUUUUUUUUAAAUUAUAUGAACAGUGUUGACCGAGCGAGAGUGAUAUCCCCCUCCAUUGAUGGGUUAAGAACUUCAUUUUGCGCCAUGUACAACACCUAUGUGAAUGACCCUCCCGAAAGAACUUAAUUAUUUUGUGAAGAAAGAGAAAGAAGAUCAUUAGGAGGGAUGAGUUUGUUUACCCUUUUUGCCUGAACAUGUUCAGGUGAUUUUUCUUUUUUUUUUGUCUGCCUAAAUACGUACAUACCAAUCUGCCUACCCCCAAAGGGUUACCUCGCGGGGGUGGACGCUUAAAGAUAGCUUACUUAUCGGCGGGUGGCCCAUCAGUUAGCAUAGUAAAGCUGCGAAGUGGCGCAGCCGUCGCAAGUUUUCACCGCAACUCCUGAGGGGGAAAAUUACGCAACUUUUGGUAAGCAGCUGUAUACCACGCGUUGGCGCAACUGAGCGGGAACAACUUUGUGGUAAUUUUUUCCUUUUCAACUUAGCCAUGGUACUGUUGAUGAU
Molecule: messenger RNA, 1596 nt
Organism: Plasmodium vivax (malaria parasite P. vivax)
Lineage: Eukaryota; Apicomplexa; Aconoidasida; Haemosporida; Plasmodiidae
Exons: 7
Coding region: 255-905 (216 amino acids)
Source: RefSeq, a predicted model, not a curated record